This is a messenger RNA of Drosophila montana, 1707 nucleotides long. RefSeq names its product Ubiquitin-5E (gene Ubi-p5E). Gene Ontology annotation, molecular function: RNA binding; protein tag activity; ubiquitin protein ligase binding. Gene Ontology annotation, cellular component: cytoplasm; nucleus. The record is from RefSeq and is a predicted model, not a curated record. Gene Ontology annotation, biological process: protein ubiquitination; modification-dependent protein catabolic process. The coding region runs from base 166 to 1539 and encodes 457 amino acids. The transcript is spliced from 2 exons. Lineage: Eukaryota; Metazoa; Arthropoda; Insecta; Diptera; Drosophilidae.
UUUUCUUGCAGUGGCAACUUUUCAAACACAAGUAUUUCAGUGUUCAGCCAAAGCAGACGUGUCUAAGUGCAUUUAGUGCAACAACAAAGAAGUGAAAGAAAAAAAUCAAUUUUAAACUUGAUUAAAAUUAUAGUGAAUUUUAAAAUAUAAAAAGGAACAGGAAAUAUGCAGAUCUUCGUCAAGACCUUGACUGGCAAGACCAUCACCUUGGAGGUGGAGCCAUCCGAUACCAUUGAGAAUGUUAAGGCCAAGAUCCAGGACAAGGAGGGUAUUCCCCCAGAUCAGCAGCGUUUGAUCUUCGCUGGCAAGCAGCUCGAGGAUGGACGUACUUUGUCCGACUACAACAUCCAGAAGGAGUCGACCCUUCAUCUGGUUCUGCGUCUGCGUGGUGGCAUGCAGAUCUUCGUCAAGACCUUGACUGGCAAGACCAUCACCUUGGAGGUGGAGCCUUCGGACACCAUUGAGAACGUCAAGGCUAAGAUCCAGGACAAGGAGGGCAUUCCCCCAGAUCAGCAGCGUUUGAUCUUCGCUGGCAAGCAGCUGGAGGAUGGACGUACUUUGUCCGACUACAACAUCCAGAAGGAGUCGACCCUUCAUCUGGUUCUGCGUCUGCGUGGUGGCAUGCAGAUCUUCGUCAAGACCUUGACUGGCAAGACCAUCACCUUGGAGGUGGAGCCAUCCGAUACCAUUGAGAAUGUUAAGGCCAAGAUCCAGGACAAGGAGGGCAUUCCCCCAGAUCAGCAGCGUUUGAUCUUCGCUGGCAAGCAGCUCGAGGAUGGACGUACUUUGUCCGACUACAACAUCCAGAAGGAGUCGACCCUUCAUCUGGUUCUGCGUCUGCGUGGUGGCAUGCAGAUCUUCGUCAAGACCUUGACUGGCAAGACCAUCACCUUGGAGGUGGAGCCAUCCGAUACCAUUGAGAAUGUUAAGGCCAAGAUCCAGGACAAGGAGGGCAUUCCCCCAGAUCAGCAGCGUUUGAUCUUCGCUGGCAAGCAGCUCGAGGAUGGACGUACUUUGUCCGACUACAACAUCCAGAAGGAGUCGACCCUUCAUCUGGUUCUGCGUCUGCGUGGUGGCAUGCAGAUCUUCGUCAAGACCUUGACUGGCAAGACCAUCACCUUGGAGGUGGAGCCAUCCGAUACCAUUGAGAAUGUUAAGGCUAAGAUCCAGGACAAGGAGGGUAUUCCCCCAGAUCAGCAGCGUUUGAUCUUCGCUGGCAAGCAGCUCGAGGAUGGACGUACUUUGUCCGAUUAUAACAUCCAGAAGGAGUCGACCCUUCAUCUGGUUCUCCGUCUGCGUGGUGGCAUGCAGAUCUUCGUCAAGACCUUGACUGGCAAGACCAUCACCUUGGAAGUGGAGCCAUCCGAUACCAUUGAGAAUGUUAAGGCUAAGAUCCAGGACAAGGAGGGUAUUCCCCCAGAUCAGCAGCGUUUGAUCUUCGCUGGCAAGCAGCUGGAGGAUGGACGUACUUUGUCCGACUACAACAUCCAGAAGGAGUCCACUUUGCACUUGGUUCUGCGUCUGCGUGGCGGUGCCUAGAUUUGAACACUAUUAAAAAAAUGCAAUAUAUAAAUCUUUCAAAUUACUAAAUGUACUCAAAUAGACAACAUAAAUGUAUUCCCUGUAGUUCAUGUUAAUUGGCAGUAAAUUAUGCUCAAAAUUCCAAAAUAUUUAAAUAUUCAAUAAAGUUCUUUGUGCGCGUUCAAA